GUCCCAUAAUGCACUGCGCGGAGGCGGUCGGUGCUAACAGGGGCGUGUUGGUGGCUGCCGGUGGCAGCGUGUUAGUGUUUGUGUGCGGUAAGCAGGAGCUGAAAGGACAAGAGAAGAGAUCGAAUCUUGAAUAGCCAUGUCUGUGCAGAUCGCCCCCGUCAAAAUGGCAGAUAUGGAACUAAGAGAUGUGAAGAGUGAGAAGCCACCCGAGAGCCUUUCUCUCGCAGCUGUUCCAGAAGUCCCGGCCAUCCUAGUUGCCGUGUCACCUACAGAGCCGGAGAUCAGUCCGAUCCCAGCGCUGAGCCUUCCGAUGAAAGGAGCACCGGCUUCCGCCAUGAAAAGAACUGACCCGACGCUGCGGCCAAAGGACGGCGGCGAUGAAGCAGGUAGCCCAGAAGGAGCGGUCAGCGAGGCCCCGCGCACCGUCAAAAAGCAGAUCCAGUUUGCAGACCAGAAGCGAGAGUUUAACAAGCGCCCAACGAAAAUUGGUCGCCGAUCCUUAUCUCGUUCCAUUUCCCAGUCUUCAACUGAUAGUUAUAGUUCAGCUGCUUCCUACACAGAUAGCUCGGAUGAUGAGACCUCCCCGAGGGACAAGCAACAGAAAAACUCAAAGGGUAGCAGUGACUUCUGCGUGAAGAACAUAAAGCAGGCAGAGUUUGGACGUCGGGAGAUAGAAAUUGCUGAGCAAGAGAUGCCUGCUCUUAUGGCUCUGCGGAAGAGAGCACAGGGCGAAAAACCUUUGGCGGGUGCAAAGAUUGUGGGUUGUACCCAUAUUACAGCACAGACUGCAGUUCUGAUUGAAACUUUGGGUGCCUUAGGUGCUCAGUGUCGAUGGGCUGCCUGCAACAUUUAUUCUACACUCAAUGAAGUGGCAGCAGCUUUGGCUGAAAAUGGGGUCGCUGUUUUCUCCUGGAAGGGGGAGUCUGAAGAUGAUUUCUGGUGGUGCAUUGACCGCUGUGUGAAUGUGGAAGGUUGGCAGCCCAAUAUGAUUCUAGAUGAUGGUGGUGAUCUCACUCACUGGAUUUACAAGAAGUAUCCUAAUAUGUUCAAAAAAAUUAAAGGAAUUGUAGAGGAAAGCGUUACUGGUGUACAUCGCCUAUACCAGUUAUCAAAAGCUGGAAAAUUAUGUGUUCCUGCAAUGAACGUCAAUGAUUCUGUCACAAAGCAAAAAUUUGACAACCUCUACUGCUGCAGGGAAUCCAUCCUAGAUGGACUUAAGCGGACAACAGAUAUGAUGUUUGGUGGAAAGCAGGUUGUGGUGUGUGGAUAUGGAGAGGUGGGUAAGGGGUGCUGUGCUGCUCUUAAGGCAAUGGGAUCAAUUGUGUAUGUGACAGAAAUUGACCCAAUCUGUGCCCUGCAAGCAUGCAUGGAUGGCUUUCGUCUUGUCAAACUGAACGAAGUAAUCAGACAAGUAGAUAUAGUCAUCACAUGCACAGGCAACAAGAAUGUGGUGACAAGAGAACAUUUGGACCGCAUGAAGAAUGGAUGCAUCGUCUGCAACAUGGGGCAUUCCAAUACAGAGAUUGAUGUAGCUAGCCUUCGCACUCCUGAACUGACUUGGGAGCGUGUUCGAUCUCAAGUAGAUCAUGUGAUCUGGCCCGAUGGCAAAAGGAUGGUUCUCUUGGCAGAGGGUCGUCUGCUAAACCUGAGCUGUUCAACAGUCCCAACAUUUGUGCUGUCCAUCACUGCAACUACACAGGCACUGGCUUUAAUUGAACUCUACAAUGCUCCUGAAGGACGUUACAAGCAAGAUGUGUACUUGCUUCCCAAGAAAAUGGAUGAGUAUGUUGCCAGCCUUCAUCUACCCACCUUUGAUGCCCACCUAACAGAGCUUUCAGAUGAGCAGGCCAAAUACCUUGGGCUCAACAAGAAUGGCCCUUUCAAACCAAAUUAUUACAGGUAUUAAUUGCAGAUGGCCACCAUAACAAGAAGAAGUAGAAAGACUUGGAAAUGCCUGGAAUAAAAAAAAAAAAAAACACAAAGGAAAGAAAUGCCUCUCUCAGAAACUGCUGUACAACUUCUCAAGCAAAACUGGAUUUUCUGCCAUAUUAUCUAAUUUUGCAUUAAGAUAUUUAUUGAACAGAAGAUGUGUAGUAUAUGGUAUUUGUUGCCUCUUUUAGUCAUGUGACCCUGCCACAGAGAGAGACCAAGGUUCAUAUAAUGUACCAAUAGGCUUCUUAGUUUCUGCUCACUGCUCAUCCCAUCAUUAAAUGGGAAGGGAAACCAGUUAACUAGUGUGAAUCAUGGGUUUCAAGUUGAAUUGAUAUAUUGCUUUAAUAUUCACUUUUAUUAUUUUAUUCUUUUAAAUGUUUGGUUUUUCCAAAGACAGAACAGUGUGGACCUUUUCAAGCAAGCCGUCUAGUGAUCUAAAUCUAUUUUAUUGUGGUUUUAAUUGUAGUUCAGCAUUUUUAUGGGAUAUUCCCUUUGUCUCUUAUUCUGGAUAACAAACUCUAAGCCUGCACCUGUUAUGCUGCUGUAUUAGUUACUUAUCCUUGUUUUGACACUAAGGAAUCCUUCUUUAAAACUGUUCUAGUGGUUUGCAGUAGUUAGUAAGCACUCAAUCAAAUUGAUUAAGCUUGUAAGUUUCCACCUGAUGAUAAAUGAGUAACUCAUUUAGUGCCAUGCAACAAAAAAUAAGCAGUGUUUAUGAUAACCUGUAAUAUACUGCUUUGCUCAGGUAGCCUGAAAUAAGGCAUCCAAAUUUAUAUCAGCCAUUAGAGGCUGUUAACAAGGUCUUAUUGAUCUUUAUACUUCACAUGAUCAGCUGAGCUUUUGCUUAGUACUGGCCUGGCAAUGUUACUGGCCAGUAUUAUACAUUUUAGUGCCCAUCACAGUGACACGAUUUUUCUGUCAAAUGAGCCAUAUUGUGUUCCCUCGUAUUUUAAGGACCCCAAAAAAAGAGCACCUUGCUGUAUAAUAUCUACCCCUGCCUGUGUUUCUAUAAGAAAUUCAUUAAAUGUAUCUAAUGCCUAGAAGUGGUAGGUAAAGAUGUUCUGUUUUGUGCUCCUGUUACUGUGAGACUAUUUGUGCUGUGUAAGGCAUACAUUCCUUACAUGUAAUGCAAAUGCUUGUAUAAAAAUGCAUAUGGGAGGGUAAUAUAAAAGACCGUAUAUACCUGUGGUAUGUGCCCUCUAUUAAAGGAGAGGUAUAGCCUCCCCAGUACUAAUCUGGGGAAACAUUGCAGCCUUUUACAGUUAUAAUUUUCAUUAGACUUCCUUUUUUUUUUUUUUUAACCUCUUAGUACACUAUGUUUGAUAAUUCUCUCCAUGUAAGAAAUCUGAAAGCAUUUUUUAGAAACCAUACAGGAAUAGCCUGUGCCUAAUAACAUUAACUACUAAUCGGCCAUAUAUGGCGGGUUUAUAUUCUUACCUGCAAUCUUCCUCAGGUCCCUACAGUCUUGCUGCAGUUCUCUACACACAAAGUGUAAAAGCUGCUUGCAGUCUUCCUUUUUUUGGGUAAACACUUAAUGACAUGGACACCCAUCCAACAGAUGAUUGGUGAAUGAUUCCAUGUUGAUCUGUCAGGGUUGAAAUUUUUAGCAUACUAUUACAUCUGUCUAUACACUGCCAUUCAAUCAAUGAACAUGAAACCAUUGUGCAGGAAGUGACUUAUUUUCAUAGAUGGAAAUUAAUCUCAUCUGCAGUCUCUUCAUCUUUUUAAGUAGGUGUAUAGUUAGGUGCUAGUUCAGAAUUCAGUUAUACAGAGAUUUUUUUACUUACCAAUAAAUCUUUCUCGUCUUCUACACUGGGGGACACAGGCACCAUGAGGAUGUAGAUCCUGCAGCUGGAGAAGGGACGCUAUAAAGUUAAAGUUGACCCCUGAGCUUAAAUAUUGCCCUGAGCUGGAGGAGGAGUCAAUUGUAACCUUUUAGUGUCCUUUCUCUAGCUGCAGGAUCUACAUCCCAAUGGUGCCUGUGUCCCCCAGUCUAGGGAAGAGAAAAGAACAUUUGCCUUUAGAAUAAUAAAAUCUCAUGGUAUGUAGUCAUCUUUAGAGAAUUAUCAAGGCAAAUCUGAAUCUUGAAAUCCAACAUGAAACCCAAGUUGCUGCUCUUAGAGAGUACCUCAUUUCUACCAGCUACCAGCCACUGCAGUGGUAUUACCAUACCGUGAUUUUAUUUCCAGUCACUGUAUGAUGGUUAUUCUUUAAAUUAGCCAAUCAAAAACAUUUGGUUUUUUUUUCUUAUUUUUUUGAAUGUGUUGUUUUUAAACCAUCUGCCUUAUGUGUGUAAAACAUCUUUCAUUCUGCUAUGAUCACAUAUAUUCAAGACAUGCUUGUUUUUACUGUGAUUUUAUGCUUUUAAUAGCCAUAUGCAGCCUCUCUCUCUGCACCAAUUGUACUUCGAGCUUAGGAAACCAUUCAUCCUUCUUGCCUCACAUUCCCAUUUAAAGCUGUGAAUUAAUUAUGUCUGUGUAUUAGUUAUGCCAAACAAUACAGGCUGCUACUGGGUAUUUGUUUAAAGAGAUUUUAAAAUUUUUAGUAACCACUGUAUUUAUUUCCCAAUUAUUUUUUUUAAAAAUUUUGAGCUCUUUACCAGGGGCACCCUGCUGUAAAAAUGCCUUCAUGUGUUGCUGCAUUUAUGACAUGAAUUGCAGAGCUUUGCUGGACUGAUCUGUGAUUGCCACAUGCCUUUUGUCACUUUCAGUAGGCUGCCUAGCUAGAUUUGUGUGAUCAGCUAUCUAGGAGGUGACUGGCAUGAAAAUAGUGGUCACUGAGCCUGCUGCAGGGCUUUAUUUUCUUGUCCUUUGUACAGUACCACAGUAAGCUGAUGGGGUUUGGGGCAGUGGCUGGGGGAUAGCAUUAAAAAGGGGAUUUUGUCAUGGGAAAACUUUAUUUUUAAUUUUUUUCAAAAAGGCAUCCGGUAAUAGAUCAUGCAUUGAAAUCCAUUUUUCAAAAGAGCAAACAGACUUUUUUUAUAUUAAAUUUUGAAAUUUGACAUAGGUCUCGACUUUUUCCCAGAUGUCCUCAGCCAUGUGACUUGUGCUCUUCAAAACUUCAGUCACUCUUUACUGCUGCACUGCAAUCUGGGGUGAUAUCACCCCUACCUUUCCACCCCAGCAGCCUAUGAACAAAACAAUGGCCUCUGACACCUACAUUGCUAAAAUGCUCCAUAUGCCCCACGUAGUGGUAGAUGUGAUAAUUGAUUAUUAGAAAAAAUAGCCUGUCUGAAAGCAGUUCCAUUCUCAAUUGGUGUCUCGCUAUGAAAGCACAUAAACAUGCAAAAUGACCUGAGAUGGCUGUCUACACACCAAUAUUACAACAACAAAAUUAUAUUUCCUGGCUCAAGAAUAAAGUUUUUAAUGGUAGAAUUACUUACACUGUGCAAUUUAGUAAUUAAAACUAUACCAUACAAAUCAUGACCGAUUCACUUUAAGAAAAAUAAAUGUGAGGGUUUCAAUAAAAAGCACACUUUUUCAGGUAAUUAUGAUGCCUAACCUAAAGGUUUGCUUUAUUGCUAAUCAUCCUGGCACCCAGUCCCCUAUCCCAAAUGUAAGCAUUAUCUACAAAACUAAUGUAAAACCUAUUAUAUUUAAAUAUUAUGCUGCUGCUAUUACAUUGUCAUGGUUACUGUGAAUACAUAAAAAUACUGUACAUUGCCUGACAGAACAGUGAGCACCUGUUUACACUAAAACAUUUGCAAUAUUAUGCUAUGAUUUUUCUAGUAGUGGCUAAAUGGUUGGUUUGCCCUUUAUUUAGUUUGUAAUAUGCUGUAGAUAGUGAUUUUAUGAAACAAUUAGCAAAUGGUCUUAACUUUUUGUUUUUUAAAAUGAUUUAGCUAUCUGGUUGCUGGUAUCUGACAACCAGGCAGUAGUUUGCAAGAAAAGCCAGGAAGAUAAGCAAGAGAGCGCCUGAAUAGAGAAAAAUAUAUAUAAGUAAUAAAACAUUACCAUGACAAUAAAAGUGACAGGAUAAAGGCUAAUCGUGACACUAUAUUAAAAUCUGAUGACAAAUUGACAUGAUGCUUAGAAUAGAUCAUUCUGUAACAAAUAUACUAGUUAACGUAAUGGUAAACUAACCCUUUAAAAUUUACAGCCACUCAAUUCUACUGUACCCUGUGGCAGAAAUAGAACCAACGCUUUUAUUUCUUCACCUCUAGAUAAUGGUUCUUUCCCAUUGUUAAAUAUUUCACAAUGCAAGCUGGGACAGGUGUACUAAAAUGUAAUGAUCAGUAAAUGCAAAUAUGUAAGGGAGUAGUAUAGAGGAGACUACUGCAGACUUGUUAUAUACAUGUGUGUUUUUCUGAUCUUUACAUUUCUUUUGCAUAGAAAACCUUUUAUUACUGGAACUAGACUGCACUUCAUUUUAAAUUAUCUUUUGGGUAGCUGUUAUGUAUUCGAUACUUUGUGUGUAUUUUUAAGGCUUUCUUUUACAGUCAAGCAGCAGAUGUGUGAUACAAGGCAAACUGUGCUAAUGAAAAUAAUUUGGGCAUUGAUAAUUAAUCACACAUGCUAUUGGGAAAGGUUUUAGUGCAUUUUUCUUUGCACAGACAGCAGAGUUUAGCAUACAUUUGUGUCUAUCUUCCUCACUGGCUGAAUGGAUAUGCAGUGUUCAGAAAUUUGAAUUCUCUAAAAGGAUCUUUUAAAUUUUUAACAUGAGUAAUUGUAUUAGAUCAGCAAUAAGGAAUCUGUAAUCACAAAAACAUAAAUAAAAUGAUGUAUAAAUCA
Molecule: messenger RNA, 6662 nt
Organism: Xenopus laevis (African clawed frog)
Lineage: Eukaryota; Metazoa; Chordata; Amphibia; Anura; Pipidae
Gene: ahcyl2.S
Product: adenosylhomocysteinase-like 2 S homeolog
Exons: 17
Coding region: 137-1906 (589 amino acids)
Biological process (GO): L-methionine cycle
Cellular component (GO): cytosol
Molecular function (GO): adenosylhomocysteinase activity
Source: RefSeq, a predicted model, not a curated record